Ceutorhynchus assimilis (cabbage seed weevil) is the source of this 1554-nucleotide messenger RNA. Lineage: Eukaryota; Metazoa; Arthropoda; Insecta; Coleoptera; Curculionidae. The record is from the annotation of a GenBank genome assembly.
AUAAAGCAACUCAUUCACCGAUUCAAAACGAAUGACACGAGAAGAAACAGUGAAAUAAUUAAUUGAAAAUGCAACUUGAGAAUGCACCCAUCCUAUCAGACAUGUUUCGCUUAUAAGGUUUCUUACUUGCGACCCUAUAUUAUAGUGGAUGCGAAGUGUUUUAGGUGAUAUAUCAAGUAGUUUUUUAGUUUCAAAAAAAUGUCUGAUCCAACUAUUCAAACAUUCUGUUGUCACCAUGGUAACGGUACCGAUGUAGCUGUGACUGUGAUGCGCGAAUUUGAUACGGAUUCCUAUAAUAUGGUGUGUUUGUUUUCAUCUGGAUUAGGAAUUUUGGGUGCUAUUUAUCAAGUGCUACCAAGGGAACAAUUUACCAACAGUCAUAGAUGGUCAUCGUUUUCUGCAGAAAGAGGAAGAAGAAUUAUAGUGUGGCUCGCUGUAGCUGAUUUGUUAGCAGCUGUAGGAGUAUUUGCCCGAUCAAUGAUAUGGAUCAACAAGAAAAACAUCAUGCCAGCAUUCGACGACGAUGCCAGCGUCUUAUUUUGCGCAAUAUCUUCCGCCCUCACUCAAUAUUUUUAUACAUCGACAUGGAUCUGGACCUUAUGCUAUGCCAUAGAUAUGAGAUUUGUACUGAAGCAAGCUGAAAGUUGUCACAAACAUUAUCAUUGUUUCGCUUGGACAAUACCGGCAAUUUUAACAACCAUCGGCUUGUCACUCUUGUAUUAUCCAAAUGCGAAUUGCCAUACGUCAUCCUCUUGGUGCAAAGCCUUAGUAAGGAUUCUUCCCAACUACAUUGUUACAUACGUCCCAAUGUUAGUUGUUAUGAUAGCAAAUCCGAUCCUCUACAGAUAUUCGAUAAAGGACAUGAAAAAUAUCAUAACUUGUUCCUCGGGACAAUUUACUAGUAGAGAAAGGGAUAUUUUAGAAGCAAUUAAAAUUAAAUUUUCUGUGAUAAAUAUGGUGUUCUACAUUUGUUGGGUUCCUAAUUUGAUUAAUGGUGUGAUGUUAUGGUCGCAAUGGUUCCAUUUACCGGAAGAGUACAUGAUAGCUGUUUGGUAUGUUAUGGCUUUUACAAAUCCUCUGCAAGCAUUCUUCAAUGCACUUGUGUACAGAAGAUGGAGUGUGGGAUCAGAAAAAGUCGUUUUACCUUGGAGGCAUUAUGAGAUUUCUGAUUAUCAUGUAACGAGGUCCACUGGCAGUGAAACUUCUGGAGAAUCUAGGAAUACUUUUAGGGAGGAAAUAUAUCCAUUGUUACAUAGUUCGCCUUCUAGAAGUGUAAAUGGGUACAAAACUUUGGCAUAAAUUUUUUUUUAUAGAAAAUGAGUGAAUACUUUUUCUGAUUUGAAAUUAGGACUUUCUGUAAUAAGUUAUAGGUACCUAGAAGAAAAGCGUCUGAUUGCACGAAAUAACAUACCUUUUUGCAUGGUAAACGUAGUUUUUAGCUAUUUAUUUAGGAUUUUAUUGUACUUUUUGUAUUUUUGUUUAAAUAAGGGUAUUUUAUGUAAAAUGUAAAAUGCCUAAUGUUUUAUUAUUAUACGUACCUAUUUUUUUAGCCUA